Molecule: messenger RNA, 987 nt
Organism: Candida tropicalis MYA-3404
Lineage: Eukaryota; Fungi; Ascomycota; Pichiomycetes; Serinales; Debaryomycetaceae
Product: 25S rRNA (adenine2142-N1)-methyltransferase
Exons: 1
Coding region: 1-987 (328 amino acids)
Cellular component (GO): nucleolus
Molecular function (GO): rRNA (adenine) methyltransferase activity
Source: RefSeq, a predicted model, not a curated record
AUGGCAAAGAAGAAGUCCCGAUCUGGGUUAUUGAAAGCUCCUAAAACAAUUACUGGGAAACUUGGUACUCCUAAAAGUUUAAAACCUCAAAGAACCAGAGAAAUUAUACGUCGGUUUCAUGUAUUACAGAAAAGUAAGACAUUGGUAAUUAUAAAACUACGAAAAUCAUAUCCUCAAAUCACAGUUAAUGAUUAUAAUGUAAUUCAAGCAGAUGCAAGUUAUAAAUCCGCUUUUAAGAGUUUCAUUGCUCCAACGAAAUAUUCUGAUAAUCCUAUCUAUAAAAUUGAUGAUACAUUGACAAAGUCAGAUUUAGUUCAAAUACUAGCCAGGAUUGAUUCAGAAAUUGAACAACGUGGUGGAAUUGAGUCUUACCAGUCUGCAUCAACACAAGGUCAAACUAGUAAAAGAGGUGGUGACUCGUCAAAAAAAUUAGUUGAAUGGUUACAACUGGAUAAAUAUGAAAAUAAGCUUAACGAUGUUACUGCGUUGGAAAUUGGUUGUUUAAGUCCUCAUAAUGUUAUUUCAACCUGUGGUAUUUUCAAAGAUAUCGUAAGAAUUGACUUGAAUUCACAAGAUCCCUUGAUUCUUGAACAAAAUUUCAUGGAUAGACCAUUACCAGAGAAUGAAUCUGAAAAAUUCAAUUUAAUCUCGUGUUCUUUAGUUAUAAAUUUUGUUCCAACGCCUAAAGAAAGAGGAGAGAUGUUGAUUAGAAUGACUAAAUUUUUGAAAAAACCAAAGAAAAAUAUGAGUUCUUUAUUUUUAGUAUUACCAUUACCUUGUGUAUCAAAUUCGAGGUAUUUUGACAAUGAAAGAUUACUUGAAAUGAUGACCAUGUUAGGAUUUCAACAAACAUUUUAUUAUGAAGCAAAGAAAGUUGCAUAUUGGUUAUUUGAUUGGACAGGCAAGACCAAAUUGGUUAAAAGUUUUCAAAAGAAGGAACUACAUUCAGGAUCAUCGAAAAAUAACUUUUGUAUUACUAUAUCAUAA